AAUUGUCCAUCCAACGGACGAUAAUUCUCAUAACAUGCUAAUCCCAGCCAUUGAAUUUCAUUCGAAAAAUGAUAUAAAAACCCCUAGCUAAACAUUUUCACUUCUGCUAUCAUCUUACAGCACGGCCACUGCGUUUCCAUAAUUUCUGUGUCUCGUUGAGUCUUGCAGUGCUAUCACUGAGUUUGAAGGAUGUCUCAUCGCAAGUUUGAGCACCCCCGACAUGGCUCUUUGGGAUUUCUCCCAAGAAAGAGAGCCUCGCGUCACAGAGGAAAAGUGAAGGCUUUUCCCAAAGAUGAUCCAACAAAACCAUGCAGAUUGACUGCUUUUAUGGGUUACAAAGCUGGGAUGACCCAUAUUGUGAGAGAAGUUGAGAAGCCAGGGUCAAAGCUCCACAAGAAAGAAACAUGUGAAGCUGUUACCAUUGUUGAGACACCACCUAUGAUGGUUGUUGGGGUUGUGGGUUAUGUGAAAACACCCCGUGGUCUCCGAUCAUUGAACACUGUCUGGGCCCAGCAUUUGAGUGAGGAUGUGAAGAGGAGGUUUUAUAAGAACUGGUGCAAGUCCAAAAAGAAGGCAUUCACCAAGUACUCUAAGAGGUAUGAAUCUGAAGAUGGAAAGAAAGAUAUUCAAGCACAAUUGGAGAAAAUGAAGAAGUACUGUUCUGUCAUUCGUGUCUUGGCACACACACAGAUUAGGAAGAUGAAAGGACUGAAGCAGAAGAAAGCACAUCUGAUGGAGAUUCAGGUGAAUGGUGGGGAUGUAUCUAAGAAGGUGGACUUUGCCUACAGUUUCUUUGAGAAGCAGAUUCCAAUUGAUGCUGUUUUCCAAAAGGAUGAGAUGAUUGACGUGAUUGGUGUGACCAAGGGAAAGGGUUAUGAAGGUGUGGUUACACGUUGGGGUGUCACCCGGCUCCCUCGUAAGACCCAUCGUGGUCUUAGGAAGGUGGCCUGUAUUGGCGCAUGGCAUCCUGCUAGGGUGUCAUUUACCGUUGCUAGGGCUGGACAAAAUGGUUAUCAUCACCGUACUGAGAUGAACAAAAAAAUCUACAAGCUUGGGAAGUCUGGUCGGGAGUCUCAUUCUGCAAUGACUGAAUAUGACAGGACUGAGAAGGAUAUCACACCAAUUGGAGCAUUCCCCCACUAUGGUGUUGUGAAGGAAGAUUAUUUGAUGAUAAAGGGAUGCUGCCUGGGUCCAAAGAAGCGAGUUGUGACCUUGAGACAAUCGUUGUUGACUCAGACAUCUAGGGUUGCUUUGGAGGAGAUCAAGAUCAAGUUUAUUGAUACAUCCUCCAAGUUUGGGCAUGGCAGAUUCCAGACGACACAAGAGAAGGCCAAGUUCUUCGGUCGCUUGAAGGCAUGAUUUUGAAUCAUAAAAGAAAUGAACUUCAUUACUUGUUGAGUUUCAAUUUUUAAUACUAUCAUCUCAUGCAAGUGUUCUUAUUUUUGUUGGUUUCUGGAAUUUUUUUGCUUCAGUUAUUGUUGAACAUGUGAAAUUUUUGGUAUUUAUCAUGAAAUUAUUUUACUGUAAUCAAUGUGCAUGUUAUUGUGAAAUUGACAGUAACCAUACAUUUGCAGAUAUUUAGGCAAAUGGAUUAUAAUCAAUUUGUGAAA
This is a messenger RNA of Jatropha curcas, 1610 nucleotides long. Its product is annotated as large ribosomal subunit protein uL3y. Gene Ontology annotation, cellular component: cytosolic large ribosomal subunit; ribosome. The record is from RefSeq and is a predicted model, not a curated record. NCBI's taxonomy places the organism in Eukaryota, Viridiplantae, Streptophyta, Magnoliopsida, Malpighiales, Euphorbiaceae. Gene Ontology annotation, biological process: translation. Gene Ontology annotation, molecular function: RNA binding; structural constituent of ribosome.